Didymodactylos carnosus is the source of this 1586-nucleotide messenger RNA. The record is from the annotation of a GenBank genome assembly. NCBI's taxonomy places the organism in Eukaryota, Metazoa, Rotifera, Eurotatoria, Philodinida, Philodinidae.
AUGUGUGGUUAUUUUCACUUGUAUCAUACGGGCACACCUAAACAUGAUUAUUACGAUUGUUUAUAUUCAACAAUGGAACUGAUGAGGGACGGUCGAUCAAUUGUACCGUAUUGUAGACGACCUCUACCCACAUUAUCAUUACCUAUGAACGUUAGUACAUGUUAUGGAAAAGAAUUGACGUUUGGGCAAUUAAAACUCUUAAAUAUAACUGUCUACGAUUUAUUUGAAUGGAAUACACCAUUGGAUACAAUGACAAAGUAUCAAAAUUAUUUAACAGGAAUGUCGGGAAAAAACGAAAUAUUUUGUAAUUGUAGUAUCAAUUUGAAUUCUUUUGGGUCAUUCUGUGAAUACACAUUUAAUUUUCAUCAACCAUCAUUUGAAUUACUGAUUGCCCUUAUGUUUGUUAAACAAUCUUUGGAUCUGAAAUUAAAUGUCAGAUUAUAUAAAGAUUACUCGCUUGAUAAUAUAACUUGUUAUAUGGGUUUAAAAUGUGGUACUUUUCUAUGUUUGGACUGGAGACACAUAUGUAAUGGUUUAAAAGACUGUCCAAACGGUGAAGAUGAAAUCAAUUGCUUAGAAUUGGAAUUAAACGAAUGUGAUCCUGAACAAGAAUAUCGUUGUCGAUCUGGUAUGUGUAUUGAUAAAGUAUUUGCGUUCGAUUUAAUGACGAACGAUUGUUCAGAUGAAAGCGAUGAAACGUUUUCCUCACAACCAGAAUCAUGUAUAUCCAAACAUUCUAUUUUAUGUGAUGAACGUAAUUGUGCUUGGUUAAAGUUUCCUUGUGAUGAUGGCGAGUGUGAUAUUAGUCCACUAGGAUUUGGAUGUUCUAGUAAACGUACUACAAUAUUUGCUGCAUUGGCUUAUCAAUUACCGUUUGAUGCAGAUCUAUGUUCGAAAUAUAUUCUCUGUGAAGUUCAAGUUUCCCUUUUGUAUAACAAAACACAGUGCUUAAUACUUUGUCCACCGAAGGGCAGUUGUUAUCCGUUUCUGGAUCAGGUUUGUAGUACAUAUUAUUUUUUGCCAACGAAUUCAUUUCUAUAUCCAUCUGUUCGCUUUUUACAUUUAACUCAAAGUUACAGCUCAAUACCAGACUAUAUAUGCUAUGAUUAUGUAUUAUGUCAAUCAUUUCCACCAACAGUACUAAUUGAUGAUAAAUAUAGUUGUAGACAUUUAACAGAAUUCAAUUUUACUUUUGAUGCACAAGAUGAUUUAGUUCUUUUAUACCGUGAACUAAUACUUAUUCUUUCAUUCUGUUCAUCGUUCAUUUCUUCUAAUUGUUCAUCAGAAUUGUUAUUUCAUUGUCCAAUAUCAAAUAAAUGUAUAUCAAAAUACCGUGUCAAGGACGGCUAUAGCGAUUGUCAUAUGGUGUUAGAUGAAUUGUAUGUUGAUAUGUGCUCAUUGAAUUUAACACGACAGCAUUUCAAAUGCAGAGAUCAACAAACAAAUGAAAGUGCUUGUGUGAAUCUUCGUCAACAAUAUAUAUCACAUGAUAACAAAAUGUGUGAAAGUACGAUUGCCGAAUUAUCAGCAGGAUGUGAAACAUCGGCAGACUCAUUGGGUUGUCGAUUUCUUCGUAAUCACGAUCG